AAAUUGUCUAUAGAAUUUCGUUUUUGUCGCACGCGGAAGUGGACAUUGGAGUGAUUUCCUUUUCCUAAAAAUUUCAAAUCCGCUCAAACUUUGAUUAUUUACUUCAUAAACAUUUUUUCUCAUUAGAAAUACUUUGGAACAAACUACUGUGUCGAGUGUCAGUGUAUAUAGCAGUGCAAAUGGAAGUGACGGAUCUAAACGAAUUGCUAAAUGUUCGGUCUAUAAAAAUGGAACAGGGAGAUACAGGUUUUGAUGAAAAUGCUGUAGAAGCUGACCCUUUAUCAAUUAUUCCUCAAUAUGUUACUGAAUCGGACUUGGGUCUUAUGCAAACUGGUAGCGAGAUGUUACAAACACCGCUAGCGGUCUUCUCCGAUACCCCGGAUGAAGAUGAUACCAUGCAAAGUACAGAAUCUAGUGAUGAGGUCAUAGUACAACUAAUGGAUAUAAGAACUAAUCUCUCGCGGCUCAGAGCUAUGCUAGAGAGGAGACUCGGUCUAGACCUAUCUGACUACACAUUCUGGCUGCAGAAUGCUAAGAUGCUAGAAAACCACAAGACUUUGGUGGAACAAUGUAUAAGAGGUGAGGGUGUGGUACAAGUGAACAUACAGAUCAGGGCAUCGGAGAGGAAGAUCAACAUCCUGGAUGUUCUGAAGCCGGAUGAGGAGCUGGUGCAACUGCCCAACCAGAUGGAUGAAGAUUUUCUAGAGUUAGAGGAACAGCUGCCGGUGACAGAGCAUCUGGCGGAGAGGGUGGAAGAAGCGGAGAGUCAAGCUUCGCACGCCGCGGCCGUCAAGUGGGUGGUGGACGCGCAGUUCAAGAGCGAGCACCGGAUACGGAUACCAGAUGAUCCAGCUGAAUGGUCAGUCCAGCAUGUCAAGUUAUGGAUCCAGUGGGCUGUCCGUCGGUUCAAUCUCAUCGGUAUUAAACUAUCUGACUGGAAUAUAAGCGGGGAUGAACUGUGUACCAUAAGCAAUGUGGAAUUUAAAGCGAAAGUACCAUCAGAUCCAGGAGACAUAUUUUGGACACAUUUCGAAUUACUUAGAAAAUGCAAGUUUAUAGCGGUCAUACAGAACGAUGAACAACCAGUCAAAGAUCCUUUAGAAGUACCGCAGUCGGCCAUCAAGAAGAAACCGAAGCAGGUAGUACUCCGUCAAUCGGAAGAGGAUAUGUCGUCAUACAUGACGUCACGGAACGGCAACAACGGCCAGAUUCAGCUGUGGCAGUUCCUAUUGGAGCUUCUGACGAGUGCAGAGUAUUUUGAUGUUAUACGAUGGCAUGGCACGGAGGGCGAGUUCAAGCUGCUGGAGCCGGAGCGCGUGGCGCGGCUGUGGGGCGCGCGCAAGCACAAGCCCGCCAUGAACUACGAGAAGCUCUCGCGCGCGCUGCGCUACUACUACGACGGGGACAUGAUCGCCAAGGUGGCCGGCAAGAGAUUUGUCUACAAAUUCGUUUGCGAUCUACAACAAUUACUCGGCUACGGCGCCGGCGAGUUAGCCGACUUGGUAAAAGAGGUAUAUGAGUCUAAACUACAUUUGAAACCGACUGAAGACAUGCUCCCAAUGAAGACGUAUUCUAAACACUCUGUAUACUCAAACGAUACUCAAAGUUAAGUAAAAGAUUUGUAAUUUAGGCACUAUCAGCUAAAGAACGGUUUAUACAGAUGAAAAUGUCUAAAAACCGCAUCAAAAUCGGUUCAUCCGUUCCGGAGAUACGAAGGCGUUUUCAAAGUUAAGUACCCUUUGUUUUUUUAGUUUAAUAAAUUGCCAUUUACGUCAUAUUGUAAAUAUAUGUUUUAAAAAUCAUUAAGUAGAUGUGUAGUUUGAUAAAAAACAGGGUCCUAUGAAUUAAACUUACUGGGAGGUAAUAAUAGGCAUAUCGAUCAAAAUUUUUCCCCGACUGUGGGAUGUGGGCUAAAUAAAAGAUGAAAUAAAAUAAACUUUGAAUUCUCUUAAUUUUUAGGUGAACAGUGUAAAUAUGAAUUUUGUUGUAUCACUAGAAGUGUUUUUAAAGAUAUUUUAAUUGCAAUUAGUUAAGCAAAUGUAAUUACUAUUAAAAACACAUGUUGUGUAGUCAAAUUUUAACGAUAAUAUUAUGUAUUAUAAUAUACAGUGACGUUGUUUUAAAAUAAGGCUUUCCUUGCUUGUCGUUUUCGCACUGAUUGAAUCUACGAUAUGCUCUGUCCGUUAUAAGUUGAUCUUUUUGACAGAUGUCUUAUACAACACAGCGAAUAGGUUAUGAAAGAUUUAUGAAAUUUGAAUUUCUUGGCUGUACCAAAAAUAUUGAUAAUGUAGUUUACCAAUACCGUACCUUAACUAUUCAAUAAGAUAGUAUGUAUAUUAGUUUCGUCAAAGUAAUUUAUUAAAAUUUUAUAAAUGUAUAUGAUCGAAAAUCGAUUAAAAGCGAAUAAGAAACGUUUUCCCGUCAAAUACAAUCUGUCAAAAAGUUCAACAUAGAACGGACAGGGUAUCAAGAUCUUUGUAUAACGUAUGCAAUGAAAAGCAUCUAUAUUGACUUGCCAUCACUUUGUAAAUAUAUAAAACUGUCUUUACUACCUGCUUUUAUUAAAACUUAAUGUAAAAUAUAAUAGGAAUGAUGACUGAGCAUAAAAAAUCCAACUGCAAAUUUGCAGUCAAGGCAAGUCUAUUACUAUAUUUAGAUGGUUUGAUCAAUUUAUGUUUGCAAUAAAGAAAUACGAAAAGAUAUUGAAAAAGUCAUCAUCCCUAUUAUAAGAUGUUUGUGGGCUUAUUUUAAGUAUUAAAGUUGUAGUGAUGUGGCGAUCUAUAUCGAUUUAUCGAUACAAACGAAAAAGUCUGCGUUUACUCUAUUAAAUACGGCGUUAUGAAUCUGAUGAGUUAGAGAGAUGAGCAUAUAAGAAACAGUACAUCAAAAUAUUUAAUCCAUUUUAAUGGCUGGUAAAUUAAACUAUUAUCGAUAUGUAGUUUCACUUUCGUCACAUCUCUAGUCUGUUUGAGAAAAGUGAUAUAAUUAUAAUUAAUUUAAGAUUUAUAUGUACAAAUAAAGUCUAUUUUUGAGUUUA
Molecule: messenger RNA, 3037 nt
Organism: Trichoplusia ni (cabbage looper)
Lineage: Eukaryota; Metazoa; Arthropoda; Insecta; Lepidoptera; Noctuidae
Gene: Ets97D
Product: DNA-binding protein Ets97D
Exons: 11
Coding region: 180-1610 (476 amino acids)
Biological process (GO): cell differentiation; regulation of transcription by RNA polymerase II
Cellular component (GO): nucleus
Molecular function (GO): DNA-binding transcription factor activity, RNA polymerase II-specific; sequence-specific DNA binding
Source: RefSeq, a predicted model, not a curated record